AUGCCACCUCAUAUGCACCCCCGGAGCCGACUGACAUCCUCCCUCUUCGCAACCACGCUCUUUGCGAGUUUCUUCGUCGUCGCAUUACCACAUAUUUUACCAUGUCCCGCGCCAAGAGUCGCAUACGCAGACGGAGAGAUGUCCAAUGGUGCCCCAAGACGGAGGAGGCGGAGGAAAUGUGAGGGAGAAAAGACAGAAGAUACGAAGGACAGUCUGAUAGAGGGGCGCGAGGAAAGUGGCAAUGGCUGUGAGGAUGAAGGAUCUCGGAUCCGAACCAACAAUUCAAAGAGGGAAUGUCCAGUUCCAAAGCCGGGGGGCUUAGUGGGGGAAAUAUUGGGGUUCAAGCCCUCUAAGAACGAAAAGGAGGGGCCAUCACGUCCGCCAUGA
Hymenoscyphus albidus is the source of this 387-nucleotide messenger RNA. The record is from the annotation of a GenBank genome assembly. Lineage: Eukaryota; Fungi; Ascomycota; Leotiomycetes; Helotiales; Helotiaceae.